ACACCUCGCGGUACCAUGCUGGAGUGUGCCGGAAAUAUCAACCGCCAAACGGAGAGACAUAUCCACUGGCCAGCGCCCAGCGGCCACCGUCAAUCUCCCCUCGCUCCCCGCCACUUCCCCGGCCGCCACGCGCGCAAGCUCGCCGUCUCCACGACCAUGAUCGCCACCGCUACCUUCUUCCCGUUCGCCUCCUCCUUCCACCGCCCGCGCCUCAGGCCCUGCAGCCCGCCGCGCGGCCGCGCCGUGGUCCUCCUGCCGCCGCCCCGGUCCGCCGCCUCCUCUUCUUCUGCCUCCUCCUCCUCGUCCUGGGAGGAGCGCGAGGAAGCGCGGUGGCUCCGCGAGGAGCAACGGUGGCUGCGGGAGGAGCAGCGCUGGCUCCGCGAGGAGUCCCGCUGGCGCGCCGAGCGCGACGCCCUCCUCUCCGAGAUCGCCGCGCUCCAUCUGCGCCUCCGCGCGCUCGAGCCCGCCGCCGUAGAAGACUCGGUGUCCGCCGUCCCGUUUCCUCCGCCCACGCCCACGCCCACGCCCACGCCCAAGGCGCGCGUGGCUCCUGUUCCGCCGCCCAAGCCGGCCGCGCCGGUGGAGGUGAGGAAGGAGGUGGUGGUGGAGGAGAAGCCAAAGGCGAAAGCGGGGAGCAGCGGCAGCGGCAAGAGGAGGGCUCUGAGGGUAGGGAGCGAAGGGGAGGAAGUGCGCGCGAUGCAGGAAGCUUUGGAGAAGCUUGGUUAUUAUUCGGGUGAAGAGGACACGGAGUUCUCCAGUUUUUCAACUGGCACAGAACGAGCUGUGAAGACCUGGCAGGCGUCGAUAGGGACUUCUGAGGAUGGAUUGAUGACAUCGGAGCUGCUUGAGAUGUUAUUUACAGGACAGACCGUGGACGAUCUGAAAACAAAAGCAGGCCUAAACGGAGCAAUUGUCCCUCCUGUAACAGGAAUUUCAGAGAUUCAACAAACUGCGGUAAGAGAAAAUGGUAUCUCAGUGUCUGAACACAAAGUGUAUCUUCUUGGUGAAAACAGGUGGGAAGAUCCAUCCAGGCUGACAAAAAAGAAUAAACCAAUCAGUGGUGCUACUACUGCAUCAACAAAGCAGUGCAUCACUUGUCGAGGUGAAGGACGCCUCCUGUGCCUAGAAUGCGAUGGAACAGGUGAACCCAACAUCGAACCACAGUUCUUGGAGUGGGUUGGCGAAGAUACUAAGUGCCCAUACUGUGAAGGCCUUGGCUACACUGUAUGUGAUGUCUGUGCAGGGAGUAAAACAGUGCAAAGUUAGAGCAACCUUCAGCCUUAUUUACGAACAUCUAUAGCAGUUCAUAUCGAUGAUAGCUAACUAUUCCAGUUUUACCGUGAUAUUUGUUGAAUAUGUAUUCACAUUGCCAGUGUUACUGGCUUGCCAUCCAAACAGAAAGUAGAUGCUUAGAGAUUAGAGGCAAUACUGUACAAUAGGAGAUGAAAAAACAAUAACAAAGAAAAUGGUUGCUUUUCAACUCAAACUUGUAAAAUUGGCAUACUGUUAAUGUUUUCACAAGUCAAAUUUCUCUUUACAUC
This is a messenger RNA of Brachypodium distachyon (stiff brome), 1541 nucleotides long. RefSeq names its product protein disulfide isomerase pTAC5, chloroplastic. The record is from RefSeq and is a predicted model, not a curated record. The transcript has 6 exons. Bases 16 to 1266 code for a protein of 416 amino acids. Lineage: Eukaryota; Viridiplantae; Streptophyta; Magnoliopsida; Poales; Poaceae.